This is a messenger RNA of Trichoderma asperellum CBS 433.97, 840 nucleotides long. The record is from RefSeq and is a predicted model, not a curated record. Lineage: Eukaryota; Fungi; Ascomycota; Sordariomycetes; Hypocreales; Hypocreaceae.
AUGUUCUCCAAGCGGCCCGACACUUCCAGCCGGAGCUUCUCCAAGAGCCAUAAGGGAUCUAAAUCCACUUCUUCUUUCAGCACCUCUUUCAGCAAAGAUAGCGGAAUCACCAAGAAGCGCCAUGAGUCUCGCCACCGAAGGCCAGCCACGUCAUCUUCCGCUUCUUUUAGCGAGGACACGAUCAUGACCAGCAACUUGGGCUCGUCUAUCGUAACCCUUGUUGUCGGAUCUGAACAGCGCCUUUUUGCUGCCCACGAAAACGUCCUCUGCUCAAGCCCCUUCUUCAGCAAUGCUCUUCGAAAACUAUACACCGAUCCUUCCACCAAGAGAAUUUCUCUUCCAGAAGAAGAACCUGAGAUUUUUAGCUCAGUGCUGGAGUAUAUGUAUAAAGGGGAUUAUUUCCCCCGCUUGGUGCACAACAAGCGACGAGAUUGCUGGGAAUUAGAGCCCAUCCUCAAUGAUGAUGAUAGAAAAGCUGCGGAGAGCACAUUAUAUCAUCGCGGCGUUGAUGGUGACCUACUCAAAGACACAGUCAUCUAUUGUGCCGCCGAAAGAUAUGGCCUAGAUGAAUUAAAGAAGCUAUCUCUGCGCAAGCAAGGCCUUCAAUCGGGCAUUCAAUGCAGCACUAUCCUUGCCUCGGCAAGAUAUGCAUAUGCGAACACCCCUGAUAACGACUCCAAACUGCGAGCCCACUACUUGGCUUUGAUCAUCCGGUCUCGCAGCACCUUCAAGCGAAGUGGCACAAUGCAGCUGGAGAUGUUUAACGGAGGCACGCAGCUUUUCUUCGAUCUCUUCGUAGCCCUCUGCAACCACGUCGAUGAUAUCUCAUCCGUACAGUAG